This is a messenger RNA of Suillus paluster, 630 nucleotides long. RefSeq lists its product as uncharacterized. The record is from RefSeq and is a predicted model, not a curated record. Bases 1 to 630 code for a protein of 209 amino acids. Lineage: Eukaryota; Fungi; Basidiomycota; Agaricomycetes; Boletales; Suillaceae. The transcript has 2 exons.
AUGUCGCGCGAGACUUUGUUCAGCCUCCGAUUGACUAUUCUUCCCCAGCUGCUUUCACCAGCAGUUCCUGGGCUAGGUGGAAGAUUGUCAAUACUGGAUCUCUUUCUCUUUGUUGCCGGAAUUGUUCUAUACAAACAUGAUCCCCAUGCUUUCAAGACAUGCGCACUCACUCUUCUCGCCGGCUGGUGUGAAGACCGACGAUAUCCUUGGACCAUCUCUGUGCCAUACCGCAUUGACGAGUCUAAUCGUCCUCUCCCCGACAAUGAUGAAGACGAUGAGGAUGAUCCGCCAAUUCCAGCUUCCGUAUACUCGUCCAUCCCAGCUCCCGUAUACUCGUCCAUCCCAGCGCCUGUAUCUGGCUCAAUUCUAGCUCCUGUACCUCCGCCGAUUCCAGCGCCUGUAUAUGGCGCCACUCCUCAUAGCUCCAUCAUUCGCCGGUCUGGACGUCUUCCAGUACCCACUGAGAAAGGACUGGCCUUCAGGGAUAGGCUCACGCAGGACAAGUCCCGUCUAACGCGUCAACGAGACAUCCGCACUGCUCGAAUCAAUGGCAUUCCUCCCCCACCUGGCAGCUGCACCACACCGGCACUCAUCAUCAUAACUCCCACUCAAAUGUCUAAUCCUCCCUAA